AUGAGCACAAGCCGUAGGCACCAUCUGAAGAGCUUGAUGCUCUCCAUUGCAAAGGGCUUGCUGGAGGAUGAAAAGAAGCAGAGAGUAGAGGAACGGGCCCGGUACAUGGAGGAAAACUGCCCUCCUCUGGAAAUUCCUGAGACUAUGCAGGAACUACAGGAACUGUGCAAGAAACUUCACAAGCAGCUGGAUUCUGUUGAUGAGGAGAGAUAUGACAUUGAAUUAAAAGUUAUCAAAUCUACAAAGGAGGUAGAGUCAUUCCAUGUCUAUGCCCUCUGUAUCGACGAGCUGAAGAUUAAAGUCGUUGACCUGCAGGGCAAGUUCAAGAAGCCAGCUCUGAGGAAAGUGCGUAUGUCUGCUGAUGCCAUGCUGCAAGCUCUGCUGGGCUCCAAACACAAGGUCAACAUGGACCUGAGGGCCAACCUGAAACAGGUCAAGAAGGAGGUCAAAGAGGAGGAAAAGGAAGCUGUUGGUGACUGGCGUAAGAACAUUGAGGAUAAGGCUGGCAUGGGUGGCAGGAAGAAGAUCUUUGAGGCAGAGGCCUAAAUUAGCCUCCACUGCUGGACUACCGUUUGUUUUGUUGAGCGUAUAGAAGCACCGUGAUCUCCACUGGGACCGUUUUCUGAUGGAUAUUUGAAAGUUUAGACAGACGUUUAGUGAGGAAGACUAAAGCAGAUA
This is a messenger RNA of Conger conger (European conger), 678 nucleotides long. RefSeq names its product troponin I, fast skeletal muscle-like. Lineage: Eukaryota; Metazoa; Chordata; Actinopteri; Anguilliformes; Congridae. The transcript has 5 exons. The record is from RefSeq and is a predicted model, not a curated record. The coding region runs from base 1 to 546 and encodes 181 amino acids. Gene Ontology annotation, cellular component: troponin complex. Gene Ontology annotation, biological process: muscle contraction.